Apis florea (little honeybee) is the source of this 467-nucleotide messenger RNA. RefSeq lists its product as uncharacterized. Lineage: Eukaryota; Metazoa; Arthropoda; Insecta; Hymenoptera; Apidae. The record is from RefSeq and is a predicted model, not a curated record.
AUGGUAACUAGUAUAAUAUUGAACAAACUAAAGUGGUAUAAAAAAAUGAAAGGCGAUUUACAAGAUAAGAAAGAAAUUACAAAGACCGAGAAAACAAAUAACAUUAAAAAUCCAGUGAUUUUUGAUAAUAUUUGCAAGGAAGUUAUAUUACGAGAUAAAUUAUUCCGACGCAAUUGGUCCAGAAAAUACGAGCAUCUGAUGGGUGAAUUUUUUAAGAAGGUGUUGAUCGAAGAAUGCAGAAAGGAGGGAUUUCCGGCGGACACUUUCGAACACAAACCGCCGGAAGAUGCGAUUAAGCGUUCACCGAUUCUUCUGAAACCAUCGCCAUCCAUUCCCAGAACGACAUCCGGUCGUUGGUAUACUUCGCCAAAACAUACGAUUGAACCACCCACGAAACCUGGCGAAUUUCGCGUAGCACAGCAAAAAUUCAUUUUUCUCGGUUAAAUAAACAAACAUUUGAAUACAAU